This is a messenger RNA of Leishmania mexicana MHOM/GT/2001/U1103, 2934 nucleotides long. RefSeq lists its product as hypothetical. Gene Ontology annotation, molecular function: lipid binding. The transcript has a single exon. Bases 1 to 2934 code for a protein of 977 amino acids. The record is from RefSeq and is a predicted model, not a curated record. Lineage: Eukaryota; Euglenozoa; Kinetoplastea; Trypanosomatida; Trypanosomatidae.
AUGCCCGUCUCCUCUGAUAUGGAUGUGGUGGCGGCAGUGCCGGUACUGAAGCCACUUCUUGGACUCGCCAGCUCAUCUCCUGUUUCGUGGAAGCAUCUUUCUAGCCAAGACGGGUACAAUGUCUCAGAGUUCCCUCCGAUCCCUGCCCUGGGACUGCCUAUGAAGUGCUACCGCACGCAGUUUGUUGUGAACGCGGACCUCGACUCAUUUCAGCGCGUACUCAACGAUGAAUCCUCGAUUCGCCAAUUUGACCUCACUAUGAAGGAGAUGCACAUCUUGGAGCGGUGCGCGUCCAAGACGCUGCUAUACACGUCGUACGCGUCGCCGUCUCCGUGGCUCGUCGCCCCACGCGACUUCUGCGUGUGGUCCGCCGCGAUCUUCACAACACUGGAGCAGCUGAAGCGCAUAAGCUCUGAGGCGACGGAAGGCAGUGCGCAGUCAUCCAACAACUCGCUGACCGUGAAGAAAUUCGUUUGCACCUCACAACAAUGGGGAGAGGCUCCGGAUCCUGGUCAAACAGUGUACCUGCAGAACAGUGUGACGGCGCUGGAGUCAGACUCUGCGGCAGUUGCGACACGACAAGGCGGAAAGCCUUUUGUGCGCGGCGUUGUCUACUGCUUUGGCUACGUGGCGUUUGCGGACCCCUCCAUCAACGGCAAGUUGCGCGUCACCCACUACUGCUGCGUUGACCCGGUUGGUCAGAUUCCCAAGUGGCUGGUGGCCGCCGCGGUGGACGAGAAUACAAAGAAACUCAGGAAGAUGGCAGAGCUCGUCGAGGCUGCCGCCGCGGCUGCGGCGUCGGCAGCUGAGCCUACCUUGGCUUGCAUCCGUGCACCGUCAGCUGAUUGGCUGCCGGCGGAAGAAGCGCAAGAACCUGAGUUCACGUUGGCUGGUAGUGCGGAGGAACCAUCGGAGGAGGCCAAAGGCGAAGGCGUCUCAACUCCACUUUUCACGAAAGAUCUCUGCGACGAAGCCCCAUCGCCUGCGGUCCCCGCCGUGGAAGGUCCUUCCGACAGCGGUGCAUGCCCGUCACCUGAUGCAGAAGCUGAGGCGGCUCCUUGUAUGACUCCUGAAUCAAGCGACGUCUCCCCUUUACCGCAGCCGACGUCGAAGGAACGACGCAGCUCUCCACCGUCGCCAGCGACGUGGAGAAACACUGCCACGCAUGAUCCCUCUCUUACCUCCAUGCCACCGCAGCAACCGGGCACGGCAGCAAGUGUGGAUCCGCGGGUGAAGAUCCUCAGCCUGCUUGCGCGCUCCAAUGACUGGUACACGCGGCGCGAGGUUGCAGAGAUGCAGUACGCGGAGCUGCGCAUCUUGCCGGAGCCGCUGUGCUCGAAGAACCCGCUGUGCAUCGCGAUGCGGGUCAGCACACUGGUCCGCUGCACUCUCGACACGUUCGUCGCAGUACUACGAAAUCCGGCACUUUUUCCGGAGAUCGAUCCGGAGCUCGUGCGAGUGGUUGCCGCUUCGACGUCGUCUGGUGCGUCGAGCCGGACAGCGAGUCGCGAGCCGAGCACAUCUGGCCACGGUGCCGCGUCCACUGCGGGCGAGGUGCGCCACUAUCAGUUCGAUGCCAAUGAUUCCUUUCGACGUCCAUGGGAUAUGGUCCUGCACUGCACCGACUUCGAGUUGACGCAAGUCAACGGGGGACGGUACGGCUUUCACACGCCUGGCGUGCCCGCGGCGACGUACUUGUGGGUGGGUGCAGACAACACAACUUGCUCCUAUCGUGGCGUACACCCGGACGGGUACCAUCAACACAUGCAGGUGCGCGUGUUUGGCGUCACGGCCGUUGCCGUGCCCCGCAGCGCCGAAAGUGUCCGUGUGUCGCAGUAUAUGCUCUUCGAUGCCUGCGCACCGCUUUUGUCCACCCCACACAGCUCUUGGCACAUCUCGUUUCAGAAGAAGUGCCCGACGGAGGAGUUCCUGUCAAGCGUCUCGAGGUGGUUGGAGGACCGCAUGGGCCGUGUUCGGCGCCUAAGCGAGGCGCGGCAUCGUCGACGCCACAACAGCGCCAUGGUGGCGCUCGACAAGGUGCCGCUCUUGCGCUUUCUGUACGCGGUACACUGUGCUGAAGGCGGCCGCGCGCUCGAGAGCCCUGAGGCGGCGUGGUAUGGCGAUGUCCUUGCUGGGGCUAUCCGAUGGACUGGAAAAGGUGGCAGCCCAUCACUCAGGACGGAAACGGGUAGCGACGACCCGCCUUUGGUGGUCCUCUCAACGGUGUUCCCGUGUUCUCUGGCGCAGCUACGCGACUACAUGCUAUGCAGCUCGCCUCGGCAUCGCUACGCCCUCGAGUAUGGGGUCCACACGUACGAAGAGUUGACCUCUCCACCUGAGUUCACCACAGUGCGCGUCGAGUACGGCGCAGCGAGCGCUUCCUUCCCUCGAGUGCGUCUGACGAUUCUGGAGGCGUUUGGCGAGCUCCACGGGGUAAACGUGCCGUCGCCGACGUUGGUGCUUAGCCGCACAGGGGUCGACGGAGAUGUGAAAGACGAAUGUGAGGAGCUGGACUUCAACAGCGAGAACUUUGGCCACUUGCGCGGUAGCGCCGACGAGCGCUUCGAUGACGGCCACGUCUUCUGCUCCGGGUGGGUGGCCACGACGCUCGAAGGCAGUGGCAGCCAACCGUGCGCAAAUGGCCCUUUGGCGGGACUGAGGAGCCCUCACAGCGGCCUCGCGCCCCUCUCUUCAGAACUGUGCACCGAGCGGUCGACGUCGGAUGCCAAGGCUGAGAAGGCUGCCGUGCACCAGCUGGAGCGCAUCGUGGUGACGCAGUACCUGAGCGUCGGUCUCCCAUCAGCGCACCAAUGCGACCUCGACGCGGAUGGGCUGCCAUGUGGGUGCAUAGCAGAGCAAGCGGCACUGUUGCAGCGCUUCCGCGACGCGGUGUGCACGCGAGGCCCCUCCAUCGCAGCCACGGCAUUGGAGUAA